Messenger RNA from Alosa sapidissima (American shad), 526 nucleotides. It is a transcript of the gene fam163b, whose product is annotated as protein FAM163B. Lineage: Eukaryota; Metazoa; Chordata; Actinopteri; Clupeiformes; Clupeidae. Bases 1 to 456 code for a protein of 151 amino acids. The record is from RefSeq and is a predicted model, not a curated record. The transcript has 2 exons.
AUGUGUGUCUGUGAGGAGGAGGUGGAGGAAGAGCCGGAAGAGGAGGAAACAGACUUGUCCCUGUCCCCUGAGCCUCCGUCGCCGCCGGACUACUUCACACGCUCCUACACGCCGCCUCCCUCCGGGCCGCCCUCCCCACCCUACAGCAGCAAGCCCAUCCUCACGCUGGGGGGGUACGAGGCCAACGGACCCUCGUGCCUGCCCUGUGGCUACCCAUUCCGGGGCGUCCGCAGGCCCCCAGGAUACGCCCUGUGCCCGUCCUGCUCGGGCCUCUUGCCCAACCACAUGCACAGACACGAGGGCCUCCGCAACGGCGGGGGCAGGGUGAGCUACCAGCAGCCGCAGCCUGACUUCGACGUGCAGUCGGAGCGCGACAGCUUCCGGAAGAUGAACCUGAUCCGCUGGGUCACCAUGCAUGAGGUAGUGGCCCACCGCAGUUUCAGUACUGAUGUCUAGAGCUGCCCUGGCAGUAUGGCGGUAUUGCUAGGCGAUCCCUUCCAUACAGGCCUAAUGUUAUUCUGCUGGC